ACUGAUCCAAAGGACUUCUCCUGAAACAUCUGCGGUCGGCCGCCUAUUUUCAAGCCGCGUUCACCUUGCCUUGAAGAUGAAGUUAAAUACGAGCUGCCGUCAGGUGCAAGCCGCAUCCGAUGGAGCCUUGCUUUUUAUCGCGUUCAACGACCAACCCGAUGCAGCACUUCCUUAUGUUGCGGUCACAGUUGACAGAUUCUGAUAUGGACUAUGAGAGGCCAAACGUUGAAACUAUCAAGUGUGUGGUGGUAGGAGACAAUGCAGUUGGAAAGACCCGCCUUAUCUGCGCCCGGGCCUGCAAUGCCACACUGACUCAGUACCAGUUACUCGCUACACAUGUGCCCACAGUCUGGGCAAUUGACCAGUACAGAGUAUGCCAGGAGGUAUUAGAACGCUCCAGAGAUGUAGUGGAUGAUGUCAGCGUGUCCCUUCGGCUCUGGGAUACUUUCGGAGACCAUCAUAAGGACCGGCGUUUUGCAUAUGGCAGGUCUGAUGUGGUGGUACUGUGCUUCUCAAUCGCCAAUCCCAACUCUCUGUACCACGUGAAGACCAUGUGGUACCCUGAGAUCAAACACUUCUGCCCCCGUGCUCCUGUCAUCUUGGUGGGCUGUCAGCUGGACCUGCGCUAUGCUGACCUGGAGGCAGUGAACAGGGCACGGAGGCCUUUAGCAAGACCCAUUAAAUCGAAUGAGAUUCUUCCUCCAGAGAGAGGCCGGGAGGUGGCCAAAGAGCUGGGAGUGCCAUACUAUGAAACCAGUGUUGUUGCUCAGUUUGGAGUCAAGGACGUCUUUGAUAACGCUAUCCGAGCUGCGCUCAUCUCCCGCCGCCACCUACAGUUUUGGAAAUCUCACCUCAGAAAUGUGCAACGGCCUCUCCUUCAGGCGCCCUUCCUGCCACCGAAACCUCCCCCACCUAUAAUCACUGUGCCUCCUCCCCCAACCACCACAGAGGAGCAUCCAGUCGGUCUUCUGGAGGACCCACACUGUGCUGAUGUCAUUCUGGUUUUGCAGGAGCGACAGAAAAUCUUUGCACACAAGAUAUACUUGGCGACGUCCUCUUCAAAGUUCUACGACCUCUUCAUUAUGGACACACAAAAUGAGGAGACCGAAAGGCCCCCUCGUGGUCCUCUCUCUGGCCGAGAGCUGCUGAUGCGUGCUGCUAGCUUCGACGUUUGUGAGAGCAGCGAUGAUGGAGACAGGGCCAACCUGAGGGCCUGCACUAGUGAUGGGACCUUGAAAGAUUCUGAGGGGGGCCGACGGGGCAGACUGCUCUCCUCGUGGAGCCGAGCCUUCGUCAGUAUCCAGGAGGAGCUGGUAGAUGACCCUCUAACAUACAGCCCCAGGCCCAUGACUGUCGUGCACAUGGACCAGUCCAUGCAGCUCAGUCCUUUCCGAGCAGUACUCCGCUACCUGUACACAGGUCAGCUAGACGAGAACGAGAAAGAGCUAAUGCACAUUGCACACAUUGCUGAGCUGCUGGAGGUCUUUGACCUGCGGAUGAUGGUGGCAAACAUACUUAACAAUGAAGCCUUCAUGAACCAAGAAAUCACCAAAGCCUUCCAUGUACGACGCACAAACAGAGUCAAAGAGUGCUUGGCUAAAGGCACCUUUUCUGAUGUAGUAUUCAAGCUAGAUGAUGGGACGAUCAUGGCUCACAAGCCUUUACUCAUCUCUAGCUGUGACUGGAUGGCAGCUAUGUUUGGCGGUCCUUUUGUGGAGAGCUGCACCAAAGAGGUGCUGUUUCCCAACACGACUCGCAGCUGUAUGAGGGCUGUGCUAGAAUAUCUCUACACGGGGCGGUUUUGUUCUCGGCCUGACUUGGAUGCAAUGGAGCUUAUUGUUCUUGCCAAUCGUCUUUGCCUCCCCCACCUGGUUGCACUUACAGAGCUCUACACAGUAACAGUAUUGACAGAGGCGGCGAUGAUGGGGGCUGACAUUGAUGGAGAUGUGCUGGUGUACUUGGAUAUGGCCCAGUUCCACGGUGCCCAGCAGCUCACUGGCUGGUGUCUUCACCACAUCUGCACCAACUACAACAGUGUCUGCCGCAAGUUCCCCCGAGACAUGAAGGCCAAGUCUACAGAGAACCAAGAAUACUUUGAGAAACAUCGCUGGCCACCUGUGUGGUAUCUUAAAGAGGAUGACCACUACCAAAGAGCACGCAAAGAGCGCGACAAGGAGGACUACCUUUACCAGAGACGGCAGUGUAAACGCAAAUGGCUCUUCUGGAACCUUCCUUCCUCCCCUAACUCGAACUCUCCCUCUUCUGGCUCAUCCGCUGUCAUCUGACCAAGUGGUAAGGCCAGGUCCACUCUGGGGUACAUCAGUGUGGAUGCGAGUUGUAAAAGGUACAAUAGACAAGAUAAGCACUGCUGACUAGGUACGCCCCAAUUAUUCAGGCACACUCUUUCUCCUCCUGUUUGUUUGCCUCUGCAGUCAAACGGCACUCCUCCAGGUUUGCGAGUUCAGCUCAAUCUGGCGGUCGAAGUAAAAUUUUGUUCCUUAUAUUUUUAGCUUGGUGUACAUGAGAUUCAAACCUCAGUGACACGAACCUUACUGACAAAUGGCACAGUGUAAAUGGCGCAAAUAACAACUCAUGUCGAUUGUUAUGUGUUCGACCAUCUGAGUUUUAAGUUUUAGAACUAGGACUCUGCUGGCACAGAACUUUCCACCUAUGACCAUGAUUAUCAUCAAUUAACCUGAACUGAUAACCAAGUGCUGCU
Toxotes jaculatrix (banded archerfish) is the source of this 2719-nucleotide messenger RNA. RefSeq names its product rho-related BTB domain-containing protein 2-like. The record is from RefSeq and is a predicted model, not a curated record. Gene Ontology annotation, molecular function: GTP binding; protein binding; GTPase activity. Gene Ontology annotation, biological process: small GTPase-mediated signal transduction. The coding region runs from base 120 to 2285 and encodes 721 amino acids. Lineage: Eukaryota; Metazoa; Chordata; Actinopteri; Toxotidae. The transcript has 10 exons.